AGUAGUAAUAUGUUUUAUUUUAAGGGUUUGGUGGACUGGCCUGGACUGGCGAUCUUUGCCUCAACACACUGAUCGACCAUGGAAAUGGAAACGAGACGAAUACGAAGGUUUGUGAGUCAUCAAAGACGCAACAACACUCUUCUUCCACUUCAAACACCUUCAUCUUCCUCCAAUCAUCUUUCCAACACCAUUUCAUUCUUCUAUUGCGAUUACAAAUUCACUUCCUUCAAUAAACCCCUUUUCAACUUCGGUCGCAAAUACUCCAACUUUUUCCGACUAUGGUUUUCAAUUGGCCUUGGUUUUGCCCUUUCUGCCAUGCUUGGUGUUACUCUGAUUAUGCUUUGGGAGUUAGCAAUAGCUUUGAAUUUAUGUGGGGAAAGCAAUGAGAUUCGAAGUUUAAUUAGUGAAUUGCUAUUUGGAUUCCCGAAUUUGUUGUCUGGUUUCACCUUAUCGUUUGCUGAUGCUGGAUAUAUAUGUAUUUCUACCAUUAUAUCUGUUUUUCUGCAUGAAUUUGGUCAUGCACUCGCCGCCGCUAGUGAGGGAAUACAAAUAGAGUACAUUGCCAUCUUCAUGGCAGUUCUAUUUCCUGGUGCUCUGGUUGCCUUCAAUGAUGAAUUGGUGCAAGCUUCACAACAUUUGACUGCCCUCCGCGUAUAUUCUGCUGGCAUUUGGCACAAUGCAGUUUGUUGUGCAGCUUGCGGACUGACAUUAUUCCUCCUUCCCUUGCUCUUGUUUCCCUUAUACAGCAGUGGUCAUGGAGCAAUGGUUUUGGAUGUACCCCCAACCUCACCUUUGUUUGGUUAUUUGGCUCCUGGUGAUGUUAUUAUAUCUGUGGAUAAUGUACCCAUCAGAAAUGCUCAAGAGUGGUUGAAGCUUAAUACUUUGACAUAUGACACCCAACUUAAAAAUGUAAAUAUUUCCCAGCACACUGGAGACUUGGGUGUUCUCAAUAAUAGGAAGGGUUACUGUGUUCCUAGUCUUGUGAUGGAAGCAAGCAAAAUUACCGAAUUGCUGGAAAAUCAACAUGUUUGUCCCAGGGAACUUUCUACUUUCGUAAAAAUUUCAUGCUCUGACAAUAUUACACUGGAUGAUGGUCAGAGUGAAACUGAUCUAUCAAAUGGGAGAAGGAAUAUCUACUGCUUAAAUGCUAAAGAUGUUGUCAAACUUGAUAAGUGUGGUGAUGGCUGGGGGCUAGCUACAUCAAAGGGAAGUAGCUGCUCAUGCUCUCAGGAUGAGUUUUGUUUAGCUCCAGUUCAGGAGCCUGGAAUGGUAUGGGUUGAGAUCACAUAUUCAAGUCUUUCGCAUGAAUGUUUGCAUGAAGAAAACAGGUUACCAGUUUCCAAUUCUUCUGACCUUGAGGAAACUAAUUGUGGUGCUACAUUUAUUUUUGCUGGUGAUGUUAUCUCAAUGGCACAUUCAAUUCACCUAACAUCAUAUCAGCCUCGCUGGGGACCAAAUAUUGUUGCAUAUUUUCCAAAUUUUCUAGAAAGAAUUUUAAUAUGGACAUUCCAUGUCUCUCUAGCUCUGGCUCUUCUCAAUGGUUUACCAGUGUAUUUUCUGGAUGGUGAAUCUAUUUUGGAAGCAACUUUAUCCCACUUUACUUCAUUAAGUCCAAGGAAGAGGAAGAAGGUUCUUAGACUAUGUCUCCUUUGUGGAUUACUUGUUUCUAUUUUUGGCCUUUUUCGGUUACUUCUUUAGUUAUAUUUUUAUAUCACCAUUUUUUUUGUAUUUUGAAAUGAGUAUAUGAGAAUAAAUCAACUCCGCGGACAAAACCUGAAUGUUCAAAAUUUUGGUUCCAAUUCUGAAGGAAUCAAUCAACUUCACAGGGUGAAAUUCAGGUAACUUUCAAUAGAAUAUGAUUUUUAUUGAUCUAUUGUUAGAAUUACUAAUUAUCUUGUUGAA
Trifolium pratense (red clover) is the source of this 1902-nucleotide messenger RNA. Its product is annotated as membrane-bound transcription factor site-2 protease homolog. The record is from RefSeq and is a predicted model, not a curated record. The coding region runs from base 79 to 1698 and encodes 539 amino acids. Gene Ontology annotation, biological process: regulation of response to endoplasmic reticulum stress; membrane protein intracellular domain proteolysis. Gene Ontology annotation, molecular function: protein binding; metalloendopeptidase activity. Gene Ontology annotation, cellular component: cytoplasm; membrane. The transcript is spliced from 7 exons. Lineage: Eukaryota; Viridiplantae; Streptophyta; Magnoliopsida; Fabales; Fabaceae.